Hydra vulgaris (swiftwater hydra) is the source of this 957-nucleotide messenger RNA. The record is from RefSeq and is a predicted model, not a curated record. Lineage: Eukaryota; Metazoa; Cnidaria; Hydrozoa; Anthoathecata; Hydridae.
AUGGGAUAUAAAUGUGGCAAAUGGGAAUUUUAUUCUGCUGUAAGAAAUAAUAACAUUGAAUUAGUAAAGUAUUUACAUGAAUUAGGGUAUAGAGGAGACGAAUGUGCAAUUAAUAUUGCUGCUGGAAAUGGUCAUCUUGAAGUAAUUAAAUAUUUACAUGAAUUAGGGUAUAGAGGAGACAAACAGGCAAUUAAUGAUGCUGCUAAAAAUGGUCAUCUUGAAGUAAUUAAAUAUUUACAUGAAUUAGGGUAUAAAGGUACAGAAGUUGCUUUUGAAAAUGCUGCUGGAAAUGGUCAUCUUGAAGUAAUUAAAUAUUUACAUGAAUUAGGGUAUAGAGGAGACAAAUGGGCAAUUAAUGAUGCUGCUAAAAAUGCAAUUAAUCGCGCUAUAGAAAAUGGUAACCUUGAACAAGUAAAAUAUUUGCAUAAAUUAAAGUAUUAUUAUGAAGAAUUAGCAAUUAAUUAUGCUACUGAAAAUUAUGACUUUGAAUUAGAGCAACAAUUAUAUAAAUUUAGGUAUAAAUAUGAAAAAUGUGCAAUUAGUUCUGCUGCUAUAAACGGUCACUUUGAAGUAGUAAAAUAUUUACUUGAAAUAGGAUAUAAAGGUGAUAAAUUAGCAAUUAGUUAUGCUGCUAUAAAUAACCACUUUGAAAUAUUAAAAUAUUUACAUGAAUUAGAGUAUGAAUGUUACGAUUGGACAAUUGAUUGUGUUGCUAAAAAUGGUCAUCUUGAAAUAUUAAAAUAUUUACAUGAAUUAGGAUAUAAAGGUACAGAAGAUGCAGUAGAUAAAGCUGCUAGAAAUGGUCACAUUGAAGUAGUAAAAUAUUUACAUGAAUUAGGGUAUAAAGGAACAAAAGAUGCAAUAGAUAAAGCUGCAGAAAAUGGUCACCUUGAAAUGUGUGAAACUUUAUUAAAGGCUUUUGCUAAGUCAAACUAUGUAACAUCUACUGAAGUCUAA